CUCUGCACCGCGCCACACAUCCGGUGGUUUCACAUACACACACACAUACACAUACACAAAUGGCUCUGCGUCUCUUUCUCACCCACCCACACACACACACACAUCAUGAGCACCACCGAGUAGAGCAGAGCAACAGCAGGCAGGCCUCUCUUGCACCAAACCAACAACAGAGCAGAGCAGCGCACCGACAGACGCCAGCAAGUGAAAAAGACACACACGUGCUGGCCUUAUCUAAGGUAGAUGUCGGCCGUCGACAAGGGUGGCAGAUUCGGUGGCCUUCCCACGCCCCUCUCUGCACCACACACAUGCAUGGCACAACCCACCCAUAAUGAAAAAUGCCGCCAUACACGUGUUUCUUGCCUUGAUACAUACCAUGUGGCGUAGGCGUCUCUCUCUUGCUGGUUGGUUCAUUCCUGCCCGACACUUGGCGCCUGGGUGCCAGUGGCUGCUGCCGCGGAUUGGGAGGGGUGAGGGGGAGGGGCUCCAUCGGCUGGGGCGACUGGGCCACCCUGCCUGUGUACACCUGCACGCACACACACAGAGAGAGAGAGAUAGCUAAUGCCGGUCAGGCAUUCUAUUCUCGCACUUUGCUGAAGACUCACUCGUUCGACCUUCAUCCUGUCUCUGCUGUUCCGCCGCCUUGGCUGCUUGCUGCCAAGCCCGUUUGCAUUCGCCAGCUGGCCCUGCUGCUGGUUGGGCCGCAAGUAUGGCAGAUAGGCCUUUCUGCACACACAGAGCCAAAUGAAUGAAUGCAGUGUGGUCGAUAAACAAAUCGACAUAGGUCACUUACUGCAUCGGCUUGUUCCGAUUGGCCCUCUGAUCCCUCCCGACGGGCGGCUGGGACAGCGCGCGAUGACCCCCGCCUCCCCUGUCCCCCAAGCUGUCAUUGCUGUGCGUCCUCGACUGAGCACCCGACUGCUGUCUCGACACAUUUCUGCUCCCCACACCGUUAGGCUGUUGCAGCCUCUGCUGGUUGCUACCAGGGGCUGCAGGCGGCCGUCUUCUAAAGCGCUCUGGUGACCCGUCGAAAGCUAUACGCGGGCGGGGGCUUGAGUGGGGUGAGGAGAGCAGCCCGGCAUUGGUGGGGCGGUCGGAGACAGACAGGGGGUAGGGGCGGGGGCGGCCGCAGCGGUCUGCAUGAACGUCGCGGAGAGGGGCCUGAGGAGCACCACACAGAGAAGGCGAGACGUCCAGAUGUCUUUCUCUUUGCGUGCGUGUCUCCGUCUCUCACCCACCGGUGAGGGCGUGAUGGACCGCUCAUCGCCAGAGCAGACAGACUGGUCGGUCUGUCGCCUGACGGGCCCCCUGGUGGUCCGAUCGUCCUCCACAGACACGCUCGCGGUGCUCUCAUCAUGCUGCUGCUGUUGCUGCUGCUGCUGCACGGGGGGCUGCCGCCGCGCACCCGGGGGCUCCGAGUGCGCCAGCUUGGAGUGACUAGCGAUUCGCUGAAGACCCUUGAUCUUACGAGGAUCCGGCACUGGCACCUCCUUCAACUGAGACGCAGACACAGAGCCAUUAAUUAAUGCACAGAGAUCGAUGGAUGUGUCUGGAUGAAUGGCAUGGCCAUUCUCACCUCUGAGUUGAGGUAUGCCUCGCUCGGGUUUCGCUCCAUAGUGGUCUUGGCUUCACGAUUGCCGGGCGCCUGGCUGACCAGCCCCCGGGGGCUGGGCCGCUUGCGAGUGCGCGGAGACGGGACGCCUGUCGUCCACUCGGCGGUGGUCUUGCAGGGCAGGUACGAUGGCGGCUUGGACGCCUCCAGCUUCUGCAGCUGCUCCGAGGACAAGAGGGCCUCUCUCUCCUUGAUCAUGUUGUCCCGCAGGCGGAUUUGCAGACGAAGAUUCUCGAUCUCCAGGUCCCUUUGCUCGAGCACGGAAGCGUUCAUGUUGUUGAUCUCCUGCAGCUCGAUGUUGCCCAGCUCCACCACAUGGGCGCGGAAUAGCAGCUGGAGGAAGGCGCGCAUGUCGUCGUUCUUGACACGGCGCGGCAGCUCGUUCUGCAGCUUCUGCAGCUGCGCGUAGUUCUGCCUGAGCCGGUCCUCGACCUCGGCCUUCUUCUGCUGAUUGCUGGCGAGGUUCUGGUUGACGUGCCUCAUCCGGUCGGUGAUCUGUUUGAUCUCCUUGGGCGUCUCGUCACCCGCACCGUCUCUUUUGGCCUCCCACCGGGAUAUGGCCACCUGCGCGCGGCUCUUCUCGAUCUUGUUCUCGGUGAGCAGCCUGUCCAGGUCUAUGAGGUUCCGUUUGAGCUGCAGCUUCUCCUCGAAGUGCUGCAUGAUCUCCUGCCGCCACAUCUCGGACUCAACCUGCUCCAUCCGCUCGUCAUGCGCACCAGCGCCGAUGGGGCCGUCCAGGGCAAACGAAUGAGGCUGCUGACGUGGCACAUAAGGGAAAAGGGCGACAUCGGUCGGUCAUCCUUCAUCUCAUCUGUGUGUGGUUAGCGAUCUUACGUUUUCCCUCUGUGAGCUGAGUUUGGCCUUUAGCUCGGUGAUCUCUGUGCGCAGCUCCUCAAUGAUCUUCUGGUACUUGGCAACGUGGAAGUCGACCUUCAGCACAUUGCGCGUCACCUUUGUCUUGAUAUUCUUCGCUCUGAUAGAUAGAUGGACGAGACACAGACAGACAGACGGACACACAGGUGGACGGAGGCCUGAGUGAGUCGAGUCGCCAGCGCCAGUCGAGCUCGGCUUGCCUGUUGGCGUAUUUGAGCGUGUUGUGUGUGUCCUCAAACUGGAUAUGGCUGGGGCUGAUGUUUGCUAUCAUCACCGUCCGGCAGUUGCCGCCGAGGGAGUCUUUCAGCAAUCUUGUGAGUUUGCUGUCCCGGUAGGGGAUGAAUGUCCCCUUGCCGUGCUUGGACCGGUCCGCCAGGGCGUUGAUGACGUUACCAAGCGCCAGCAGAGAGCGGUUGAUGUUGGCCCCCUCGAUCAUUCGGAUGCCGCGAUUGUUGGUCUGAGAGGCUCGUUCGCUGCCCGCCAGGUCUAUCAUGCUCAGCUUGCCAACAUGGAACCUGCAAAAGGCACCCAAAGCCGAUACAUACAGCACACUCAAUGCUCGUUGUGCCAUCCAUGCUCACUUGGCCUGCACGCCUUGGCCCUUCUCCUUCUCUUGCACUGUCACUUGCAGCACUGCAUGUGACCGGGAACUGGUCUGGUUGGCGUCAGUGGGCUCCUGCGUCCGAUUGCGAUUGCCCGCCAACAAGAGGUCCAUGACCUCGGCUGCACUGUCAGCGCUGAACUCGGAAAUGCCUGCGACAGUGAUGCCCUUGACGGGGUCCUCUCGCACAUCGAGGUAGUCGGAUGACGGCUGCAGGAGGUCUCGGAUGUUCUCGUUGUAUAUCUCAAGGAAGCUGCACUUGACCUCGAAGCCACGCUCGUCGGUCUGUGAGUCCAUCUGGGAGAAGAGGUCCUGCAGCGUCAUGUACAUGAUGCCCGGCUCCUUGUAAGAUCCCAGCAUCGUGAAGGUCUUGCCAGCACCUGCAAAUAAAUGACUCCCCAUGACGUACGUAUACAGUGGUGCGGGCGGCACUGCCUGUCUCCGUGUCUCUGUCGGUCUACGUACCUGUUGCCCCAUAAGCGAAGACAGUUGCGUUGAAUCCCUGCAGGACUCCGCUGAUGAGGAAGUUGGUCGUGUUGUUGUACACUGUCCGCUGCGGAGUCGUCUCGUCAAAGACAUGAUCAAACGCAUACCUACGCAGCCACCGACACACAAAAAGAUAGACAAACAUCAAUCACAUUGAUGGAAUGACCGCCUUCUUGAUUGUCUCCUCACCGUUUCUCCUUGGACCGGUUUUGCCUCAGCGCGUCGAGCACCGGCUGUCCGUGCUGAUCUAUCUGCCCUUGUGAAGGGUCGAUGAGUAUCACCACUUUCCCGUCAAUGAUCCGCACCGCAUGCUUCACGCCCUCCCUCACCUCCCGUGGCUGCAGCGGCCGGCACCGAACAGCCACCAGCACGUUUGACUGACCCUUGCCCAGCUCGUCAACGUACUCAUCUGCACCAAUAUACCCAACAGUGAAGCAAAGCACAAAUGAUACUGACAGCGAGACGCUCAGUGAGCCUUGUUGGUCGUCUCACCUGUUUCAAUAUCGCCGCUGGCCCCGUCAGGCUGCCAUUCUCCGUGCUCGUCCGGUAAGGGACUGUCAUUGCGAGGCUGCGAGUCGCUGCUACAUGGCCGCUGCAGCAUGGGAGAGGCGCCCUGCGGCAGCGCCUUGCCCUGCUUGGACUUGCUCUUCCACGGGACCUUCCUCCUCUCUUCGGUGUCCGGGUCACUCACCAU
Messenger RNA from Vitrella brassicaformis, 4263 nucleotides. Lineage: Eukaryota; Vitrellaceae. The record is from the annotation of a GenBank genome assembly.